AUGGUUUCAGACUCAGCACAAACUUCUUGCAGAUUUUAUUGUCUUCUCAUCCUCAAAGCCAGUGCUGCCAAGGGAUACCUAGCUCCUGCAUACACAGCCACUGGUCGCUUCAGUGUGAAGAGUGAUGUAUAUGCAUUUGGUAUGAUUGUAUUUCAAAUCCUCAGUGGCAAACAGAAAAUCACUCAGUCUAUUCGCCAAGGGGCAGAGUCCUGUAGAUUUCAAGAAUUUAUCGAUUCAAACCUCAAGGGGAAGUUUUCAGAAUCAGAGGCAGCUAAACUUGGAAGAAUUGCUCUUCUUUGCACCCAUGAAUCUCCUAACCACAGGCCAUCCAUGGAAAAUGUGAUGCAAGAAACCGAAUCAAUAUUGUGA
Messenger RNA from Ziziphus jujuba (common jujube), 369 nucleotides. RefSeq names its product receptor-like cytoplasmic kinase 1. Gene Ontology annotation, molecular function: protein kinase activity. The record is from RefSeq and is a predicted model, not a curated record. The transcript has 2 exons. Lineage: Eukaryota; Viridiplantae; Streptophyta; Magnoliopsida; Rosales; Rhamnaceae. The coding region runs from base 1 to 369 and encodes 122 amino acids. Gene Ontology annotation, biological process: protein phosphorylation.